GUGAACACCGACAUGCUCAACCAGAGCUCCUCCACAGAAGAGGAGGUGGCUUGGUGCCGGCAGCAGCGCAGUCCAGAGGACUUCGCGGCCGCGGUGGGGCCGUUCAUACUUUCGCUGGGCCUGGAAGAUACUGGCAGGAACCUUGUGGCGCCGGGAUGUCCCGAAAGCUACUACCAGACCGGUGUGGCCUACAAGGACCGACCCGCUUGGGCCAACGGCUUCGGACCCUUCUGCCCAGCUCGGGAGGAUGAACCGCCUGGGAAGAAGCCCCGGACGUCUGAGGGGCGUCCCAGGAAGUAUUUCAUCUCCGGAGUGAUGCUCGCGAGCAAGAAGAAGCUCAAGGAAGAUGAGGGCCUGGUCCCACAGAACUACCGCCAGCAGAUCGCCGAUGCCUUGAGAAAGGCCGAUCCAGCGGCGGUCGUCGUGGAUCCCCUGGAGGCGGUGAAAGCGAGAGCCGCGAGGAGCGGAGUUACCAUCGUGGACUGGAACAAGGACGACGCCGCUGUGAAGAGCGCGUUCAACGACGUCGUCGACAUGGUGCGAGAGUGUGAUGUCAUCGUCAGCAACCUCCCCGAGGCGUCCAUGGGCAGCGCUGUGGAACUGUGGGAGGCCCGCCGUGCUGGGCUGAAGAUCUUCACGAUCUCGCCGAUGGCGGACAACUGGAUGCUUCGGUCGGUGACG
This is a messenger RNA of Symbiodinium sp. CCMP2456, 681 nucleotides long. The record is from the annotation of a GenBank genome assembly. NCBI's taxonomy places the organism in Eukaryota, Dinophyceae, Suessiales, Symbiodiniaceae.